AUGCCUGCAAUGAUCGGAGUAGAGACCAACGAGCUACGCAGACAGGAACCGUACGGCAGCUCGAGCGCAGGCUCCUUUAUUCAACAUGUCCGCAAGGUGGUUGAACAGAAGACAGCGUCGCCCUCGACAGUUUAUCCAUCGGGCACCGUUCGCGAUCAGGACAACAAUCCGCUCAUGGUUCCGAAUGUGCCAUGUGAUAAGGCAGGCGAGGAUAGUGACCUUCCUGGACGAAAGAGGGCUGACAGUUUGUUUGCCGUGUACUGGCAAUUUGUCCAUUCGCUGUACCCGUUCCUGGGUAGAAGGAUGACGACUGCCGACUACGAGAAUCUCUGGAAAGGCAAUGGCUUAAUACCUCAUGAACGAUCUUUCCUCUGUCUGCUUAACCUCAUCUUCGCCCUCGCGAGCCAACUUUCACCGUCCAUCAUGCCCUCCGAGCGGGCAGCAUCGGCAGCGGUGUUUCAUACCCGAGCCAAGCAUCUCCUGGAUCUAGAGAACACUGCGUCUGUUCGCUAUGUGCAGAUAUAUCUCUUGUUCGGACUCUACCUCCAAAGUACCCACGAGGCGCACCAAUGUUGGGUCUUUGUCGCCCUCGCAAUUCGAACAGCGCAAAGUCUGGAGCUACACAUGCCAGAGACUAACGAACGACCUUCAAACUCCCGUAUGAGGUCACUCUUGCGCAGAGUGUGGCAUGGCUGCGUGCUGAUGGACAGAGUGUUGGCCAUGGCGUACGGUCGCCCUUGUAUGAUCGAUCGCCGAGUCGCACUCUCCGUUCCGCUUUCUCUUGCCGUUGAAGGCGAAGAGAUGUCCCCAGAUCCCGCAAUGCUGGGAUCCACUAGUCCGGCGGAACAGCCGGCUUUAGGCGACUUCUUUAACCAGUCGAUGCUACUGUACGGCAUCCUGCACGACGUCCUGGUCAAUUUUUACUCGCCACAAGCUCCGCAUGUCCACUCGCUCGACGAUGUCUAUCAUCAUUACUUCGAAGGCUACCACCGUCCUCGGGGCGAACUUGACGUUCUCGAAAUUGACCGAAAAUUGUCCAGGUGGAAGAAGGAACUUCCUCGUUAUUUGGAAAUCAGCAACUAUCCGCUCAAUCAGCACCCUGUCACCGUCCUCUCCAGACAAGCCGUUAUAUUGCAUCAAAGAUUUCUCCACGUCCGUUUGCUUUCCCUGCGUCCCGUGCUUUCGGCCUUUAUCACCUUCGACAACUACGAGAAGCAAGCACACCCCUGCCUAGAGACGUUUCUGUCGCGUCGCGUGAUAUUUCAGUGCUGUUUGGUCUGUGUGAAGGUGGCCCAAGAGUCUAUCGACUUGAUAGAUAAGAGACGAACGGAAGAUCCAGGGGCAGCCACAAACCUGGCAGCGUGGUGGUACAAUGUCCUAUUCCUCUACACCUCAGCGACAGUGCUUGUGGCAGCGCGUAUCAGCCCCUUCAUAUUGGCAGAGAUAUCGGAAUCGACGAUUCUUGAUUCAUGGCGGAAGGUGAUGGAAGGAUUGGAUCAUUUCAGCGUCUUUGGCAGUUCCAUCAAACGACUUGUUACGACCCUGAAGCUCCUCUUUGAGACGGUGCCCCAUCAAUUCUCCCGGCUUCGGCAAUUUCCAGCAGAGAACAAUAUGCAGCAACAAUUUCGGGAUGCUCCGACUACUGUAAUUGAGGGACUCCAAGAACGACUAGUCGAUGGCCGCCACAUGGCCUCGUCACGGCCUAUCAGCCCAUCAUUUUUUGACAGAAACGUGCCUGAGUCGAACCUUCUCGAUUUCGACCCGGGGGACUCUUUAGGUCUUAUCGCUGCUUUCGACACGAAUGACAUGUCUUGGCUCACAACCGUGCCAUUCGAGAUGUGA
This is a messenger RNA of Cladophialophora psammophila CBS 110553, 1842 nucleotides long. RefSeq lists its product as uncharacterized. Bases 1 to 1842 code for a protein of 613 amino acids. The record is from RefSeq and is a predicted model, not a curated record. Gene Ontology annotation, cellular component: nucleus. The transcript is spliced from 2 exons. Gene Ontology annotation, molecular function: RNA polymerase II cis-regulatory region sequence-specific DNA binding; DNA-binding transcription factor activity, RNA polymerase II-specific; zinc ion binding. Gene Ontology annotation, biological process: positive regulation of transcription from RNA polymerase II promoter by galactose; DNA-templated transcription. Lineage: Eukaryota; Fungi; Ascomycota; Eurotiomycetes; Chaetothyriales; Herpotrichiellaceae.